Pieris rapae (cabbage white) is the source of this 934-nucleotide messenger RNA. RefSeq names its product protein TPX2-like. The transcript is spliced from 2 exons. The record is from RefSeq and is a predicted model, not a curated record. Lineage: Eukaryota; Metazoa; Arthropoda; Insecta; Lepidoptera; Pieridae. The coding region runs from base 133 to 639 and encodes 168 amino acids.
CUGUCUACUAUUAUUAAUACGAACUUUAAAAUAACGGACCUAUCAUCCACUUCCAUCCAUGUGUUUUAUUGUGUUUGUGUAGUGAAUAGUGAUAUUACCAAGUCAAAACAAGAUUUAGAUAAUCGGCAUAUCAUGUCUCAAAAAGAAAAUCAUCUCGAAUUAAAAAAAAAUACAUUCAAAACUAAACCUGCUCCGCAUUCAAUUUCUUCUGGACCUCGAUUACCUGUAGUGCCCAAAAAACCAAGUACAGUACCAAAGCCAUUCAAUUUAACUGUAAAACAUAAAAUUAAUAAUCCAACUCCUAAAAAAGAUAUACCCAGAUUUAAAGCUAAUCCUGUGCCCAUAAAAAUACUGGCGGCACCAGAGAUACCAGUAAAAUUUCUCCGUAAGACCCUACAGAGUAAACAGUUACCAAAACCACAAGUUCUAGCACCUUUUAAAUUAGCCACAGAAAUAAGAGCAGCUGAAAGGGCAAAAUUUGAUCGGAAAAUUAAAGAAAAAGAAAAUGCAUAUUUGGUAAACCAUCCAAUACCCAUUCCAACAUACAAACAAUUUGCUGUCAAACAUUCUGGAACAAUCCCUGAGCCACCUAAAAUCAUCAGAAAAUUGAAGGCAAAACAAACCCAGACUGAGCAGUAAAUCACAAAUUUUGUAUUUCUGAGCUUUGUUUUUUUAGUUUUCAUUUUAUUAUGUAGUUAUAAUAAGGAUGUAUCUGUGAUAAUUAAAAUUUAUAUAAUUAAUUAUGUAGUUCUAGCUAAAGAUCUAUUUUGUAUGAACUUUUGUAUUAUGUAGUUAUAAUAAGGAUGUAUCUGUGAUAAUUAAAAUUUAUAUAAAUAAUUAUGUAGUUCUAGCUAAAGAUCUAUUUUGUAUGAACUUUUGUAUUUCUGAGCUUUGUUUUUUUAUAUUUCAUUUUAUUAUUUUAUUAUUAUAAGGC